AUGCAUUUUCGAGUCGUAGUUGACCGUAGUCAAACAAUUGCCUAUCGUCGAAGACAAACCAGCUGGGAUUCUAUUAGACUAUGGGCAGUUCAAUUGCACGAAGACGGUUGUCUGUGGCGUUUUGCAGCUGUGGUUCUGGUCAUGGUCAUCCUCCUCGCCAUUUUCUUUGUUCCCCUUAUGUUCAAUAAAUUGGUCUGA
Molecule: messenger RNA, 198 nt
Organism: Caenorhabditis elegans
Lineage: Eukaryota; Metazoa; Nematoda; Chromadorea; Rhabditida; Rhabditidae
Gene: Y7A5A.13
Exons: 2
Coding region: 1-198 (65 amino acids)
Source: RefSeq, marked reviewed